UGUUGAUGUGGUCGUGGGUGCGGAACGGGAUGAGUGCCAUAAUUUCUGUUGUGCUGCUGCUGGUGUUCCUUGGUGGAUCAGGAUCUCUGGUCUCGGCUGGCAACGUGCUGGUUGUGUUUCCAUUUUAUGGAUUCAGUCACUUUAAAGUGCUGAUGCCCAUACUGAAUGAGUUGUCCAGCCGUGGUCACAAUUUGACAGUGAUAUCCUUUGUGAAGAAUCCGCAUGCCGACGAUUUUCCCAAUUAUGAGGAGUUAUUGAUCUCGGCACCGGAUAAGGAUCAAUCGAACACCACAAUCAAUCUGGUGCCCUUGACCAAGUAUAUUCCAACAAGAAAUCUGGAAGCCUUCUAUACAGAGUACAGAGAUCUAUAUAGAAUUGGCCAGAACACCUGCGAUCAGCUGUAUUCCAGUGGACAUGUGGAGACGGUGCUCAAGCGCCACCAGGAGAUCCCCUAUGACCUAUUGCUGACCGAGUUGUUCAACACGGACUGUCCCCUGGCAAUAGCCAAAGUGUUGAAUCUACCCAUCAUCGGGCUGAGUACCAGUGCUCUGAUGCCUUACUACUACGAUCGGAUCGAUCUCCCAGAUACACCCUCGUUUGUUCAGUCCGAGUAUAUUGGCUAUGCCGAACCCUUGAGCUGGACCGAUCGUUUGUUUAACUUUUGCCAGGCCAAGUUACUGAAACUACUCUACAGAUAUCAUUCCAAUCGCAAGGACAACGCGGUGGUCAAGAAGUAUCUUAAUAUCGACGUAGACGUGGACGAAGUGGCCCGCACCCAGACCGCUUUUGUAUUGGUGAAUCAGCAUUUCUCCCUCAUGGGCAGUCGUCCUCAGACCCGACAAUUUGUCGAAGUGGGCGGAGUGCAUAUAACGUCGCAGGCCAAACAGGAGAUACCCAAGAAGAUAGCCCAGUUUCUGGAUCAAUCGGACCAGGGUAUAAUAUUCAUCAGUUGGGGCUCCAUGGUUAGAGCCUCUAGCAUGGACCCAGAGAAAUUGGAGGCCAUAAUCAAGGUGCUGGAACAGCAGCCCCUGCGAGUGAUCUUCAAGUGGGAAGGUGACGUAGCCCCUCAGGUCGAUACCAAGAAAUUCUUACUCGUCAAGUGGGCACCUCAAUUGGCCUUGUUAUGCCAUCCCAAGGUUGAGCUCUUCUGGACACAUGGCGGACUUUUGGGCACCACCGAAGCAGUCCACUGUGGCACCAAGAUGCUGGUGACCCCCAUCUAUGGAGAUCAGUAUUUGAAUGCCUAUGCCGUGCAGAAUCGUGGAAUGGGCCUGAAACUCGACUAUCACGACAUCAAUGUCCAGACCCUGAGCGAUGCCCUCAAAGAGCUGAGCAAACCAAGCUAUGCUGUGCGUGCCCGCAAAAUAUCACAGAUAUUCGAACAGCGUGAACGAUCUCCUCUGGAGUCGGCCGUGUGGAGUGUUGAAUAUGUCAUAGAACAUGGCCUUUUGGCUGCCGAGAUCCUGCAAUCGCCGGGAAUCAAGCUCAAUUGGUUUGUCUAUCAUUCGUUGGAUAGUCUAACCGUCAUACUGAUUGUCAUUGCCAUCCUGAUGACCAGUUCGAGCUUCAUUUGUCGGGGAAAACUAUCGGAUGCCCUUAAACUUCAAGGCAAACGUCAUAAACGGAAAUUGCAUUGACAUUGACUUUCAAUUCAAUAUUGUUAUAGUGACUAAUUCCAGAAAUGAAUCAAAUAGUUUACAACUCUACAUUUUUACAUUA
Molecule: messenger RNA, 1719 nt
Organism: Drosophila willistoni
Lineage: Eukaryota; Metazoa; Arthropoda; Insecta; Diptera; Drosophilidae
Product: UDP-glucosyltransferase 2
Exons: 3
Coding region: 6-1637 (543 amino acids)
Molecular function (GO): UDP-glycosyltransferase activity
Source: RefSeq, a predicted model, not a curated record